This is a messenger RNA of Westerdykella ornata, 1779 nucleotides long. Its product is annotated as Di-copper centre-containing protein. Lineage: Eukaryota; Fungi; Ascomycota; Dothideomycetes; Pleosporales; Sporormiaceae. The record is from RefSeq and is a predicted model, not a curated record. The coding region runs from base 1 to 1779 and encodes 592 amino acids. The transcript is spliced from 8 exons. Gene Ontology annotation, molecular function: oxidoreductase activity.
AUGAGGGCGUUACAACUAGGAGCGGUAUCACUGCUUGCUUCAACUUGCUAUGGCUCUCCGCUUCAGCAAGUGGGUGGUGACCUGGUUGAACGCCAGUCACCCGGUCCGGGAUCAUACUUUGCCAUCACCGGUGCUACGGGAGGUGUUCACCCGCGGCUUGAGGUCCGCGAUUUGGAGAAGACGGGGCAGAUGUGGAAUCUAUUUCUUCUGGCUAUAAAAGGCUUCCAAGAAAUGGAUCAGAAAGACAUCGUUUCUUGGUAUCAGAUUGCUGGUAAGAAACCGUGGGACGGCGUGACCGGAACGACAGAAGGAAGAUCGGAGUCUCAGAGAGGAUAUUGCCCGCACUUCAACUUGCUCUUUGGAACUUGGCACAGGCCUUACUUGGCACUCUUUGAACAACAACUUCAAACCGUCGCCAAGCAGAUUGCAGACCAGUUCCCCACGGAUACAAGGAGCGCGUAUCAGGACGCUGCCAACAAACUCCGUGUGCCUUAUUGGGACUGGGCGAAAGCGGUACCGGACAGUGAACCUGUUGUGCCGACCGCUCUGUCAAAUGAUAAAGUACAAGUCACUUUUCCCAACGGCACCACGAGCGAGAUUGUCAACCCAUUAUUCGAGUAUCGAUUCCAUCCGUUGGACAACACAGAGAUAAAUGCAGAUGGCUGCAGCACCGUCUUCACCCGUGAUGGCCCCCGCGGCGGCGACCCGGAAGUCUGCGCCACAUCUCCGAUGACAAUCCGUCGUGGAAAGCCGACCAGCGACCACGUGAGUCUAAACAAGGAUCUCCGCCGGAUCCUGCCAGGACAGCGAACAAGUCUCUACACAAUGCUUUCUAACUGGCAGCACUUCAAUACUUUUAGCAACGAUGGCACGUGUAGCCAGGUUGGGCCCGUCCUGGGCUCUCUGGAGACGCUGCAUAACCCCAUUCACACUAACAACUGGCCGGGACAUAUGAGUCCUCCUGCUGUGUCUGCUUUUGAUCCUAUGUUUUGGCUUCAUCAUGCCAAUGUCGAUCGUCAGAUGGCUCUCCACCAAGCUCUGUACCCCGAUACAUAUAUCGAGCCAUGUGAAGCGGCCACACCCACGUAUACUAUCAAUGUCGGCGACAUUCUGGACAAAGACUCACCGCUUACGCCUUUCCAUAAGAACGCCCAAGGCGAUUUCUGGACCAGUGCAAACUCUCGUAACAUCCGCGACAUGGGCUACACCUACCCGGAACUCGCCUCCAACCCCUCCAACGCCACCCUCAUCGCCAGCAUAAAAUCCCAAUACCAAGACGUCGUCACCCUCAAAACCACCAAAAGUAAACGCGCUGACGCCCCAGUCCCUACAAACGGCACCCUCUACCUCGCUCAAAUCACCUUCCCCGUCUUCGGAUUCCCGGAUGGCAAAGGCUCAAGCCAGCCGUACAACAUCCUCACGUUUCUAGGCGAAGUGCCCGAGGAUCCGAAGAAGUGGCUCGAGGCGGACUCGUUCGUGGCAAUCACCAGUACGAUUGGUGGGCGGAAGAUGCAAGGGGAUCAGAAGGCUACUUUUAUGGUUGAUUUGGAGGCGGCGUUGGCGAAGAAGGGGAAGAGCGCCGAGGAUGAAGGGGUUGUGGAGUUUUUGAAGGGGAAUCUGAAGUGGAGGCUUGGUCUGGGCGAGUUUGAAUUUACGAGGGAGGAUAUCAAGGGCGUUGAGGUCAAGUUGGUGAGCACGGUGGUGGAGUACUCGAAUAGGGAGGAUGUGUUUGAUCGGCAUGUCGGUGGGUAUACGGAGUAUGGAUUGGUUGAUGUGUAA